Molecule: messenger RNA, 935 nt
Organism: Drosophila nasuta
Lineage: Eukaryota; Metazoa; Arthropoda; Insecta; Diptera; Drosophilidae
Product: trypsin-4
Exons: 1
Coding region: 1-777 (258 amino acids)
Biological process (GO): proteolysis
Molecular function (GO): serine-type endopeptidase activity
Source: RefSeq, a predicted model, not a curated record
AUGUGGAUACUUUACUUAACCGGCUUUCUGGCGUUUGUCCAGCUGCAGCAAAGCGCAGCCUUUGAAGUCAACAGUCGCAUAAUUGGAGGUCAAACGGUGUCUGUGGCUGAUUAUCCGUAUCUGGUGAAUCUACAACGUGGCAAUAGAAUGCGAUGUGGAGGCCAACUCAUCUCGCCCAGCUGCGUGCUCACUGCUGCCCACUGCUUGGAAGGUAAUCUGCAGGUCUCGAAUUUAUUUGUGCACGCUCAGCAACAGUGUUUGUCCGACACGAGUUCACCUCCGCAUGUGCGACAAGCUUGGUAUGCUUUGUUGCCUCCUAGUUAUGGGCGUCUAGGCCUCGAUUCGGACUUGGCUAUCAUUAAACUGCGACAGCCUUUCGACAUUUCCAGCAAUGCGAGCACAAUUGCGUUGGAUUACAAUGAACUGCCAGCGGACGCGAAUCUCACCGUCCUAGGCUGGGGAACGACACGUCGCAAAUGCUGCAAUUGGAAUCAAUGUCUCCAUGGAACUCAUGUAAGCCUGUUGAAACGAUUUGAGUGCUUGGAUCGUUUGCAUCAUUUCAGUCACUUCACCGAUAACAUGUUUUGCGCCUUGGGCAAGAAGAACCGCGACGUGUGUCUGGGCGACGGAGGAGGUCCUGUUGUCCAUGCAGGACGUCUUGUUGGCGUUGUCUCCUGGGACAAAGGAUGUGGCUCUGGUAUUCCUAGCGUUUAUACGCGCAUCAGUAGCUUGGAAAUGACGGUGUUCCUUAAGAGUCGCAUAGCAACGCACUGCUAAUGAGCUAUCAUAAGAAUUUUAUCCUUCUCCACAUAUUAUGUUUAAAUUUUAAACGAAUUUUCAGUAGCUUAAAUUAAAAACUCAUAUUUUUACUUUAAAUUUGCACAUUUCAUUACUUUUUUGUCGCUUCUAAGUUUCUGCCAAUUUAAUCGUUACUU